Molecule: messenger RNA, 549 nt
Organism: Triticum aestivum (bread wheat)
Lineage: Eukaryota; Viridiplantae; Streptophyta; Magnoliopsida; Poales; Poaceae
Exons: 3
Coding region: 37-345 (102 amino acids)
Source: RefSeq, a predicted model, not a curated record
CACAGUUAGUUCACGCAGUUGAAGUUGAAGUGUGCCAUGGCUCGGCUCUACCACCUCACCCUCCUCUCCGUCUUCUUCUUCCUGCUCCUCACCGGCCUCGUGGCUGCCGAUCCGUCUGGAGGGAAGAAGGUCGGGAAGAAGGUGAUCAUGACGGUGCGGUACCCGGCUGCCGACUCGGGGGAGAAGAUCACAAUCUCGACGCACCUCAUCGGCGAGGGCGGGGUCGGCGACAGCCACUUCCAUCUCGACGGCGACGACUACGAACCCAUCAUUUUCGCCACGAAAAACCUUGUCUCGGCCCUGGAGAAGGUUGGAGAUCCGCAGGCCUCUCUAUCCGAGCUGUAGAAGCACGUGACGUGAGUGAGCUUUCACGGUGCUCACUGCAUGCCCAGUGGUGGUUGCAUGCUCAGUGGUGGUUGCAUGCCUAGUCAGUGGAGAUUGGUGAUGGAGCUCCUUUUUACUUUCGUCUCAGCGAGAAUACAUUAGGCGUUUUUUUUAUUUUGUUGGUGUGCCCAUUCGGGGAGGAUAUCCGGUGGCCUAUUUAGGCUG